Nematostella vectensis (starlet sea anemone) is the source of this 372-nucleotide messenger RNA. RefSeq lists its product as uncharacterized. The coding region runs from base 1 to 372 and encodes 123 amino acids. The transcript has a single exon. NCBI's taxonomy places the organism in Eukaryota, Metazoa, Cnidaria, Anthozoa, Actiniaria, Edwardsiidae. The record is from RefSeq and is a predicted model, not a curated record.
AUGAAGGUAAAGUUGGAGUUAAAGGUGAAGGUAAAGGUGGAGGUGAAACUGAAACUGAAAGUGAAUGUUAAGGUGAAGGUAAAGGUGAAAGUGAAGGUAAAGGUGGAGGUGAAGGUGAAGGUAAAGGUGAAGGUGAAACUGAAAGUGAAUGUUAAGGUGGAGGUAAAGGUGAAGGUAAAGUUAAAGUUGGAGGUAAAGGUAAAGGUAAAGGUGGUGGUAAAGGUGAAGGUGAAACUGAAAGUGAAUGUUAAGGUGGAGGUGAAGGUGAAGGUGAGGGUAAAGGUAAAGGUGAAACUGAAAGUGAAUGUCAAGGUGGAGGUAAAGGUGGAGGUAAAGGUGAAGGUAAAGGUGAAAGUAAAGGUGAAGGUGUAG